Setaria italica (foxtail millet) is the source of this 2114-nucleotide messenger RNA. RefSeq lists its product as uncharacterized. Lineage: Eukaryota; Viridiplantae; Streptophyta; Magnoliopsida; Poales; Poaceae. The coding region runs from base 822 to 1889 and encodes 355 amino acids. The transcript is spliced from 2 exons. The record is from RefSeq and is a predicted model, not a curated record.
CCCCUGCCUCUGAUUCGGCUGCCUCUGGUCUGGUUGCUUGCCUGGUGGCGGUGAAUUUGGACUGGCCCUGGAAUGCACGGAUAAGGUGCUUUCUUUCGCGUUCUGGCUGAGCUUAUGGCCGUCGAUGGGGGGAAAAUCGUCCUGCUUUUGGUGAAUUCUGGCUGUUUCAUUGGUGAUCUUAGUGUUAUAAUCCUGUUGCGUGCUUGUGUGGUGUCGCAAGAACUCUUUACCCCCAAGGUUGAGAUUGUCUAGGGGAAGAAAAGAACUUGCGGAGUGGCCCGUGCCUUAGGCGAACCUUGAUUUCGGGUAAUUCAUGGUGGAAUUGUUAGUGGUCGGGGUAGGGAUCUCGCGCGAAUUGAUCCUUUCUAUGGAAAAUUUGCCUCUCCGGUCCGAAUUUAGGCGCUUGCGGUUAUGAAUUAUCCGGUCUUACACCUAAUAUUAUCCAUUUCUGAUUUAUGAAGCAGUAACCUGGCCUGUUUAGUCCGCAUAAUUCAUAAUUUGCGUAUAGGUUACAGCAUAUGCCACGAAAACAAUGGAGAUCCAUUUCGUGAGUUCUUUGGUGUGUCAAUUGCUAGCCUCAUUUUAAGUUUAGAUGAUCAGUCAAAUCUUUUUAAGGUCGUGAUUCUUUGCCUGAGGUGCAGGUAAAGAGCUGCUGCUUAGUUUUUUUAGUGCAUUGUUGAGUGGAUAAGGUGAUUUUAGUUACAAGGAAGGGGCAUAGUUGGCUUCAAAGUGGUAAUUAGUGAACUACGGGUAUGGGGCAAACUGUGGCGAACAGGAUACUUUGCCAAGGCCCAUCCAUGUGCUAGCGAUCUGUACUGAUAAUGGGAGGACCAGGAGAAAAGAUUUCUGAGAAAAUGGCAAGAAGUGCGAGAGCAAGGAGGCAUGUAGCUCGUCAGCUCAGGCCCACCCCGUAUCCCAUUCCUUCAAACCGAUGGAAGCCAAUGAAAGAAUCCAACCAAAAGAAAGCAUUGCCGACCUCGCAGAAGAUGGACUGGGAAGAUGCCAAUUGCUCUGUGUGCAUGGAAUACCCCCACAAUGCUGUGCUCAUACUCUGUUCAUCUCAUGAUAAGGGCUGCCGCCCUUACAUGUGUGGAACUAGCUACCGCCACUCGAAUUGCCUGGAUCAGUUCAAAAAAGCCUACACCAAGGGGGCAUUGCUUCAGGAAGUUCAUGCGAAUGGUGCUGGCACUAACCUGGAUUCAGCCCCAUUGACUGCAGGUGAAAAAACUGAGUCCAUUGACCUUGCGUGCCCACUGUGCCGUGGCAAGGUGAAAGGUUGGACAGUGGUGGAACCAGCUCGAAGUUAUCUCAAUGGAAAAAGGAGAACAUGCAUGCAAGAUGGUUGCUCAUUUGUAGGGACCUACAAAGAGCUCCGCAAGCAUGUCAAGUCAGAACAUCCUCUUGCAAAGCCAAGGGAAGUGGACCCCGUCCUUGAGCAGAAGUGGAGAUUGCUCGAGAUUGAAAGAGAGCGGCAGGAUGCACUUAGUACGAUCACUGCAACAAUGGGGAGGGCUGUUGUUCUUGGUGAUUAUGUGCUAGACUUGGAGGAUGGAGUGGACCUGGAGGAUGUAGAAAGUGAUGCUGAUGUUGACGAUGGCCGUGGGACAGAAAACACUCGAAGAAUGUUACUAUUUAUUAUGCGCCAAGUUGCUCAACAUCAUCAAAACCAAAGGCUUCAGAAUGCAACCGGUGCAUCUGAAAAUGCUGAGGACGAGUAUGUGGUGAGCAAUGGUGCCAAUGGAACCACGCCAUACUCUUACCCCUUGGAAGGGGAGGAUGAGGAUGAUAUGGUCGUGGCCGGAGGUAGAAGCACUGAUGUGCUCCGACCAGAGAGGAGGAGGCGGCGGCGCCGCCGGAACCGUGGAAGAUUGUUCUUAGGUGCUAAUUGAGUACAGGUGGGGUUAACCGCCAGAGGAAUACACAUGCACAAAUGCUUCCCUGGUGCCUGGCAUUCAUCAAUAUCGGCCUCAGUUUACUUGUUCAUGAUUAUGUACCAUGUAGUUAUGUUAACAUCAGCUCAUUGUUUCUCAUCAAUGUAUGUUAUCUCACAUUCUUUGUUGAAAAGGAAAACACCGCAUCAUAUUUUGCGGUUUAUGUAGCCUCUGUGUUUCUUA